AUGGUUCGCAUUGCUGUUGCUGGAGGUGCUGGACAGGUGGGCAAAUCCAUCGUUGAGGGUCUGGUUGCUCAUGGCGGGCAUGAGGUCUACGUUUUCUCCCGAAGUAGUCGCGAGCCUAGCACAGGAAUCAAGUAUUUGACUGUUGACUACUCCAGCUUCGCAUCAGUCCAAAAAGCGCUUGACGAGGCCCAGAUCAACACCCUGGUCUGUGCCAUUGGAGUCGUCAACGAAGAAGCAAAUGCUUCACAACUGAGGCUCAUACAGGCAGCUGCCAGCUCAGAGCACACCAAGAGAUUCAUCAUUGCCAGCUAUGAUCUGCUGCACAAAAAAGAGCAUAUUGAGCUCAACCCUCUGGCAAAAUACACAUUCCAGGCUGUCGACGAGCUUGAGAAAACUAACCUCGAGUACACUCGAAUUGCCAACGGCUGGUUCCUCGAUUAUUUCGGGAUGCCGCAUUGGAAAACAACGCUCCAUCCAUGGAUCAACGUAUUGAACAUGGAGCAAAAGUGGGCUGUCAUUCCCGGCGAUGGCUCUGCGAAGGCCACUUUCAUCACCACGCAGGACAUGGCCAAAUUCCUCGCGCGCAUGAUGGAUUUGGAGAAAUGGUCAAAAGUAACAUUAAUUUUUGGCGAGACACUGUCGUUCAAGGAUCUCCUCCAGUUGGCAGAGGAAGUUCGAGGCAAGUUCGAAGUUGCCUACGACGAUCUAGAUGCUCUCAAGGGCGGAAAGAUCUCAUUCGCGUCUAGAUUCCCCCCGAUUGGCUUUCCCGACGACGAGGCAUUCUUCGCUCUGCUCCAUUACCUGGCCGGGCUAGGACAGUUCAGUGUGCCGAGCGAUGAUACGCUCAACGAAAAGUUUCCAGAUAUCCGCAUUACAACAACGCGAGAGGUCAUGGAAGCUUCAUGGAAAGGGAAAUAG
Clonostachys byssicola is the source of this 918-nucleotide messenger RNA. The record is from the annotation of a GenBank genome assembly. Lineage: Eukaryota; Fungi; Ascomycota; Sordariomycetes; Hypocreales; Bionectriaceae.